UGCGUCAUAUAUGCGAAUGUCAAGCAUGUCAAAUGUCAAAUAUAAGAGCCAUAUUUAAUUUUUUAAGUCGAUCAUCAAGAAACGAGAGUGAAAAAGUGAAAGUUUUUCUUAAUUUUUACACCUAUUUAUUAAUGUUCAAGUCCUAGGACUUAAAAGAAUAGAAGAUAAUUAGUUUUAUGUCGAAAUAUGCAUUUAACGCUUUCCAAACAAUCGUAUAGAUGAGGAUUACCAAAAUGAAUUUUAUCAUUAAUAUAUUCACCAUAUUUGCCACUGUGACAUUAUGUUGGGGAAGGAAACAUAAUUUACAAAUUACGAAUGAUGCCCGCAAAUUUAUUCCAUUGAGCAAUUUUGGAUUUUAUAGUGGAGGUUCACUUUCUGUAGAAUUAACAAAUUUUACCACAAAACCUGAAAAUAUAUCGGCACUAUUUGGUUUCAGUUUAGAUAAAACUAUCAAUGAUGGCGUAAAUCCCUAUCUCGAUGGUCAUGAAGAUAAAUGUAUUUUACAACAAACCAUAGAGAAACCACAAACUGAAGAAAUCAUAUAUUUUAUUUUGGAUCUUAAAGCUAAAAAGGUUAAUAUAAAGUGUUGGGGAAAACAACAACAUGUCCAUAUUUCAGAGAAAAAGGUGGAGGAGGAAGAUGAAGAAGAGAAAAAUGAGAAUGAAAAGUUGUUGGUAAACUUAAAAUCUGAUUGUUCUGAUUUGAAAUUAGAAUUAGUGUCAAAAAUUGAGCAUGGACAGACUUAUUAUAAUACAUCUUUUGUGAUGUACGUCAGAAAUCUAGAAGAAGAAGGAUUGUACACCUUGAUAUUUCACAACUGCCCUGGCUAUCACAACCAAGAGACGCACGUCGAUUUCAACAUAAAAAUAGUCGAACAAAACCCGAGCAGUUUUCUUUCGGCCGGCGAUAUGCCAUUACCCGCCCUCUAUUGCAUGAUGUCGAUACUAUUUUUGCUAUCUGGCAUGUUUUGGGUGUUUUUGUUGAAGCAAUCCAAGCACCCCGUCUUCAACAUCCACUACAUGAUGGCUGUGCUGGUGUUUUUGAAGGCCAUAUCUUUGGCUUUUCAUGGUGUCAACUACCACUACAUUGAACGACUGGGAGUACAUUUAGCUACAUGGGCUAUACUGUUUUACAUAGCUCAUUUACUGAAAGGGGCGCUGUUGUUUGUUGUUUUGGUACUGGUGGGAACUGGCUGGACUUUCGUGAAACACGUGCUGUCGCCCAGAGAUAAGAAGCUGUUUAUGGCGAUCAUACCACUGCAAGUGCUUGCCAACGUAGCAGAAAUUAUACUUGAAGAAAGUGAGGAAAGCGCCCGGGAAUAUUUGGCGUGGAAAAACUUCGUGUAUCUCAUCGAUUUGGUGUGUUGCGGUUUCAUACUGUUCCCUGUCGUGUGGUCGAUUAGACAUCUACAAGAAGCCUCCCAGACUGACGGAAAAGCCGCCAUGAAUCUGAGGAAACUGAAGCUGUUCAGGCACUUUUAUGUCAUGAUCGUUUGCUACAUUUAUUCAACUAGAAUCAUUGUUUAUUUGUUGAAAAUAACGGUGCCGUUUCAGUAUGGUUGGCUGCACGAAAUGUUCAAGGAAAUGGCGACGUACGUGUUCUUCGUGCUCACGGCUUACAAGUUCAGACCAGCGGCACAGAAUCCUUACUUCGCUUUGACCGAUGACGAAGACGAUGAGGUAGAAAUCCUUACAGAGUCCGGAGCAAUGGAAGGAAUGAAGAAAGUCAACUCCAGGAUAACGAAAGUCCCCUUACACCAACAGAAUCUGACCGAAGUGACGGAAGAGGAAAAGGACGCGCUAUUGGGCCAACGUGAGAGCAGCCACGAAUAUGAUUAGACUUUUUUUGUAUAUAUAAAUAUCUCUCGCUUAGUUUUCUACUGUGAUACGUGUUAGUACUGAUUAUAUAAGUGGUUAUUAGCUCAAUGGGAUAUUUUAAUGUGACGGACCGAGUGCGAAUGUCGUUCUUGAAGUUUCUUUUUAACUUCGUUUCUUUAAUAUUCGAUAAAUUCGCUCAAAAUGUUAAUUUAUUUUCAAUUGGGUAGCUCGGUUGAUAGUUAAAAAUGUUCUUUAAACCUAUUUUUAAUCGAUGCUUUAGUUUGGACUAUAUACUUUUUUCCCAGUACGUAAUUAUGUCAAAUUGUAAAUUUUAUUCUUUGAGUUGCUAAUAAUAAAUUAUCGUUAAAAUCGGUAUGAACAUUUCGGAAAUGAAGGUAGUCCUUCUGCAAAGCGAGAAUCUUAAAAAUUUUGGACUUUUCCACAGUUAAAUAAUUUAUUAUCCUAAUUUUUUUUUAGUCCUUUUGUAAUCGAAGCACUUCUAUUAUACAUACAUACCAAAAAAGCUGCGUAGUUGUAAUUUUGACUUCCUAUUUAUUAUACUUUAGCUUUUAACAUUUAAUCGAUAAUUUUUAUUAAAAGGAA
Psylliodes chrysocephalus is the source of this 2420-nucleotide messenger RNA. The record is from the annotation of a GenBank genome assembly. Lineage: Eukaryota; Metazoa; Arthropoda; Insecta; Coleoptera; Chrysomelidae.